Molecule: messenger RNA, 1013 nt
Organism: Saprolegnia parasitica CBS 223.65
Lineage: Eukaryota; Oomycota; Saprolegniomycetes; Saprolegniales; Saprolegniaceae
Exons: 2
Coding region: 13-843 (276 amino acids)
Biological process (GO): carbohydrate metabolic process
Cellular component (GO): membrane
Molecular function (GO): hydrolase activity, acting on carbon-nitrogen (but not peptide) bonds
Source: RefSeq, a predicted model, not a curated record
UCGGCAGCUGAGAUGGCAGCCAACACGACAACGAUUGCGACCGUGACGCUGCCGCCGGGGCUCUUCGGGACGCUCACGUGGCUGCAUUGGGCCGAGAUCGGCGUCUUCACCUUUGCGGCGCUGGCGCUGGCGGCGGUCUACACGCAGCCCAAGUUUCUCAUGCGCCGGCUCCGGAACCGGUACCCGGCAGCGAUCUGGUUUGCCGAGACCGACGCCGCCGUCGUCUCGCUCACGAUCGACGAUGCGCCGAGCAACAGCACGCCGCUGAUUCUGGACGCGCUCAAGAAGAACAACGUCAAGGCCACGUUCUUCAUCAUCCAGUCCAACGUGGCCGGCCGCGAGCAUAUCCUCCAGCGCAUUGUCGACGAAGGCCACGUGAUUGGCAACCACUUUGUCGCGGACGAGCCCAGCAUCCGCGACGAGAUUGGUGUCUUUGAGCGCAAGCUUCUCCACUGCCACGAGACGCUGCUCAAGUACCAGCCGCGCGUGCGCUGGGCGCGCCCAGGUUCGGGCUGGUUCAACAAGGACAUGGUGCAGGUCGCGGAGAAGCACGGGUACCGUUUUGCGAUGGGCAGCGUGUACCCCCACGACGCCCAAGUGCGCAUCUCCAAGAUCAAUGCGUGGCACAUCAAGGCGCUGACGCGCAACGGCAGUGUCCUCAUUGUGCACGAUCGUCCAUGGUCCGUCGCGGUCCUCGAAGAAGCCCUCCCGGUGCUCACGAAGAAGUUUACGUUCAUUCCGCUCGAGCAGCUCGAGCGCGAGUACGAGUCGCCGCCGUCUGCGCCCGAGGCCGUCGCUACGGAAGCGACUGCGCUCUUGUCGGCGCCCGACCUCGAAAAGUAAGCUCGGGUGGUCGCCGUGCCCGACGUCGGUACUAUAAUUGGAGUCUUCUAGGAAGCGUUUGUAGAAAUGUAGCUACUAUCGUAAUGACAGGCCAAGGCCAGAGUCGCCACGGCGCUUCAUGAUGGCCGCCGGCAAGUCGCCCGUCUCUGGUCGUCAUCCGUGCUUUUCGC